Molecule: messenger RNA, 1172 nt
Organism: Caenorhabditis elegans
Lineage: Eukaryota; Metazoa; Nematoda; Chromadorea; Rhabditida; Rhabditidae
Gene: Y69A2AR.18
Product: F-ATPase gamma subunit
Exons: 6
Coding region: 15-914 (299 amino acids)
Biological process (GO): proton motive force-driven ATP synthesis
Cellular component (GO): mitochondrion; proton-transporting ATP synthase complex; mitochondrial inner membrane
Molecular function (GO): proton-transporting ATP synthase activity, rotational mechanism
Source: RefSeq, marked reviewed
UUUUCAGGGUCAUCAUGCUUCGUCAAGGCGCGGGAACUCUCCAGCUUGUGUCUCAAGGCUUCGCCAAUGCCGAGCAGGCUCGUGGAUUUGCCACUUUGAAGGACAUUUCCAUCCGUCUGAAGUCGGUCAAGAACAUCCAAAAGAUCACCAAAUCCAUGAAGAUGGUUGCCGCCGCCAAGUACGCCAAGGCUGAGCGUGAGUUGAAGGGAGCUAGAGCCUACGGAGUCGGAGCCAAGACCUUCUUCGACAACAUCGAUCCAGUUGUCGAGGGAGUCGAGAAGCAAGAGUCCAAGAAGCAAGUUUUGGUGCUCAUUACCUCCGACAGAGGACUUUGCGGUGGAGUUCACUCUUCCAUCGUCAAGGAGGCCAAGAACAUCCUCAACAACGCCGGAGACAAGGAAAUCCGCGUUGUAGCCAUCGGAGACAAGUCCAGAGCCGGACUUCAACGUCUUUAUGCUAACAGCAUUCUUCUCUCCGGAAACGAGAUUGGACGUGCUCCACCAAGCUUCGCUGAUGCUUCCAUCGCUGCCAAGGCUAUCCUCGACUCUGGAUAUGACUUUGAGACUGGAACCAUCUUGUUCAACCGUUUCAAGACCGUCGUCUCGUACGAAACCUCAAAGCUCCAAAUUCUUCCAUUGGAGGCAAUCAAGGCCAAGGAAGCCCUCAGCACGUACGAUUCCGUCGACGAUGACGUUCUCCAAUCGUAUUCCGAGUAUUCGCUCGCCCAAUUGAUCUACUACGGAAUGAAGGAAUCCGCAACCUCAGAGCAGAGCUCCAGAAUGACUGCCAUGGACGGAGCAUCGAAGAACGCCGGAGAAAUGAUCGACAAGCUUACAUUGGCCUUCAACAGAACUCGUCAAGCAGUGAUUACUCGCGAACUUAUCGAAAUCAUCUCUGGAGCUGCCUGCGUCUAAAUAUCUCUCUCUCUCUGUCCCUUUUCUACAUCCAUUGUUGUUCAAACUAUCGCUGUUUCGACGCCCCAAUUUUCCCCACUUUAAAUCCUUCCUGUCACCCCCAAAAAUUAGAUGUUUCGAUUUAUUUUUUAUUUUUUUGUGUGUAACCCGUUGUUAUAGUGAUACGUUUGAGUAAAUAGUGACACAAAAACAAGCGAAAUAAAUAUAUUUUUGUAUGAUUUCCCGGUCGUGGAAAUCAUGCAAAAAAAUUUGAUUAGU